Panicum virgatum (switchgrass) is the source of this 758-nucleotide messenger RNA. Its product is annotated as protein MOTHER of FT and TFL1 homolog 2-like. The record is from RefSeq and is a predicted model, not a curated record. The transcript has 4 exons. The coding region runs from base 115 to 630 and encodes 171 amino acids. NCBI's taxonomy places the organism in Eukaryota, Viridiplantae, Streptophyta, Magnoliopsida, Poales, Poaceae.
GCCCGCCGUCGAAGCAAGCGCGCACGCACUCGCACACACACACUGAGACAGUGAGGAGGAGGAGGGAGGCCGCCGCCGGCCGGCCGGAGCUCUAGAUCAUAGCAGACGACGACGAUGGCCCGGUUCGUGGACCCGCUGGUGGUGGGGCGGGUGAUCGGCGAGGUGGUGGACCUGUUCGUGCCCUCCAUCAACAUGACCGUCGCGUACGGGUCCAAGGACAUCAGCAACGGCUGCCUCCUCAAGCCCUCCGCCGCCGCCGCGCCGCCGCUCGUCCGCAUCUCCGGCCGCCGCAACGACCUCUACACGCUGAUCAUGACGGACCCGGAUGCGCCGAGCCCCAGCGACCCCACCAUGAGGGAGUAUCUCCACUGGAUAGUGACUAAUAUACCAGGGGGAACAGAUGCAUCAAAAGGGGAGGAGGAAGUGGACUACAUGGGCCCGCGGCCGCCGGUGGGGAUCCACCGCUACGUGCUGGUGCUGUUCGAGCAGAAGACGCGCGCGCGCGCGGAGGCGCCGGCGGAGCGCGCCAACUUCAACACGCGCGCCUUCGCGGCGGCGCACGAGCUCGGCCUCCCCACCGCCGUCGUCUACUUCAACGCCCAGAAGGAGCCCGCCAACCGCCGCCGCUAAUCAACAGCUACCUCUGCCUCCCCUCCACGGCGCGCCAGCUGCUAGCUGCUGCGAGUGCGUGCGUGCGUGCGCCGGCCGCCGGCGGUUAUAUUAUAAUUACCGCCGCCGGUGAAUGAAUAAGUGCUUUA